Cheilinus undulatus (humphead wrasse) is the source of this 3018-nucleotide messenger RNA. RefSeq names its product von Willebrand factor A domain containing 7 (gene vwa7). The transcript has 16 exons. Lineage: Eukaryota; Metazoa; Chordata; Actinopteri; Labriformes; Labridae. The coding region runs from base 1 to 3018 and encodes 1005 amino acids. The record is from RefSeq and is a predicted model, not a curated record.
AUGAUGACACAAGGCAGAGAAAGAAUUUGGGAAGGGAUUUGGCGACGGAUGUACUGUUUUUUCCUCGCCUACCUUCUCUUCCUGGCCUUACCAUGCUCUGGCUUCCUCCCUAACUUCUGGUCUCGGGUGCUGACAUUAUCCUGGGACUCACAAACACAUCAAUACAUCACUGAGCAGGCCAUUCUCAACGUCACCAUGGAGACACUGAGGGACUUAAAAAAACACCAAGAAAACCAAGAAAAUCUGACCAGGCUGGGCCGUGGCUUUUGGAGAGCUGUGGGAGAGGUGGUGAAGUCCAACGCAGCCAUGGACUUCCUGAGCUCCACCCGAGCUGAUCCAGUGUACCACUUUGAUUCAGAGAGAGUGGACAGUGCCAUCGGGAUGUUACGCCAGUUUUGGACUCAGACUCUGCUCUCAGUGCGGGCCAAAAAGUACCAAAGUGCUCAUCACAGCUUGGGACAGCUAUUUCACUCCCUGCAGGAUUUCUACAGCCACAGUAACUGGGUUGAGAUGGGCAAGCAGGAAAUUUAUCUCCACCUUCUGCAGCCUGAGGAGCCUGCUGUGCCUGUGGCUAAAGGUGACACUCCUACCUGUAUGGAGUGCUUCAGUAUAACCUGUCGAGGAAACCUCCUGCCCAGACUGACAAACACACAGCAAGACUCCCAGCUGCUCACCACGGGCUACUUCAGCAGUUUUCCUCACAAACCUCAGGGCAAAUGCAGUCAUGGAGGUAUUUUGGACAGCAGCCGCUCUACUGGGGCCAAAGGGGGCAUCAACAAGGACAGCACUUCUCCGAUCUUCUCCCCUCACCAUUACCUUCAUCAGGAAGCAGCUACUCUGGCUACUGAAGCUACUCUGAGCGUACUCAGAGACCUCAGAGACACCGUGGGCCACAAAACCUUUCUAAGGCUCUUCAGUGUGAAGCAGGUCCCUGCUUUGGUAUUUGUCAUGGACACCACAGGAAGCAUGUUUGAUGAGAUAACUGCCGCUCGUCUACGGGUCCAUUCGAUCAUCCAGAGCCGAGCUCGCAGCCCUGGACAGCCAGGCACUUUUCUCCUUGUGCCUUUCCAUGACCCAGAGUUUGGACCCGUGUUUGAGACUGAGGAUCCAGACCAGUUCAUGAUCUUCAUGGAGGACCUGAUGGCACUGGGAGGAGGUGAUGAACCAGAAAUGUGUCUGUCAGCUAUUCAGCUGGCCCUAACUCACAGUCCACCACUAUCAGAGAUAUUUGUGUUCACUGAUGCUUCUCCUAAAGACGCCCACCUGUUUGAUGCGGUAAAAGCUCUCGCACUGGAGAAACAAAGCAAGAUUACAUUUCUGCUGACUGAGGACCCAAACUACACCAAAGAGAUCAGUAGAAGGAGGAGGAGGAGGAGGAGGAGGAGAAUGAGCAGGAAGCUUCAGUCUCCUGAUCGAUUUUCUCUCUAUUCUUCCCUGUCCUCGCUGUCAGGAGGACUGACAAUAUUCACCACCAAUUCUGACAUCCACAGAGUCUCCACCGUAGUGGAGGAUAACACAGCUGUCAACAAGGUGACCCUCCUCCAUGUGGAAAGCGAUGAAGAGCCGAUGUCCUCCCAUUCCUUCAGAGUCGACAGCUCAGUAAAAAACAUCACCCUUCACAUUGCUGGCAUUCUAACUGGAUGUAUCCUUACCAAUCCAUCAGGCCAAAGCCAGUCUUUGUUGGGGGAUCAGGCAUCUCUGGCUGAGAUGCAGCAUUUUGAGGGUCUUUACCGUAUCACCCUGCUUUCUCCUGUACAACCAGGCCAGUGGAAACUACAAGCCAAGAGUGAUGGACCUCUGACAUUCAGUGUAAUAGGUGACAGCAGUGUAGAUUUCCUCUAUUACUUUGCCACAGUAACCAAUGAGACUCACCCAGGUCUGUCCAGAAUGGAGGGCAGCCCAAUAGCUGGUGUCCCUGCAUUUCUGGUGCUGGCUGUGACUGGUCUCUCUCCAGAUGAGGAUGUGUCUUUCAGUCAUGUGAUGCUGAUGGGAGCUGAUGGAGAGAGCAUCCAGCAUGUGAAGAUGAACUCCUCCUCUUCAUCACCCUACUCUGUGGGGGAGCUGGUGGGACGGGUGGAGUCUGUUCCCAGAGUUCCCUUCAGUGUUCGACUAUUAGGCAGAGACAGCAGAGGAAACAAGCUGGAGCGAGCUUCUACAGAGAUGAUCCAUCCGACUCAUGUUCAGAUACAGGUGUUGACCGCCCCAUGUCUGGUACCUGGUCACAGCACCAUGGUGGAAUUUAACAUCCUGAACCAUGGCCCAGCCCGACUCUUCAGUCUCACUGGUGAAGAUGACUUUGGAUAUUUUCAAAAGAAAGGACAUCACAGGUUCCAUGUUGCAGAGCAGGGGUCUUUCCAUGGUCAGGUGGAGCUCCACACUCCUGCCACAGCUCAGGCUGGAGCUACUGUCACCCUCACACUGACUGUCCAUGCCCAUGACUCUCCAGACUCAAACUAUGCAGUGGUCUACUUGACUGUGGUCCCACCAGAUCCUGACACCUCCCCACCUUCGUGUUCUGCAGCACAGGUGCUGUCUACCUGUGGUUCUAUCUGCAGUCAGUCAAACUGGACUAUAUCCCUGGUCGUGUCUGACAGGGGGCGCUCUGGCCUUGCUGCUCUCCAGCUGAAGAAGGGUGACGGCAUUCUUACUCUAUUUCCCCCAUCUACUGAAGACAGUUUAAGUGAAGACCAGCAACAGGAAAACAAGAACCAAACAACCAGGGAAGACCACAACAUCUACAAGGCCAGAUUACGGAAAGGAGACCCUGCUUUGAAUGUUUCUGAUUGGGCACUGGGUUCAUCUCAGCCACUUUGGGUGAGGUACACUUCAAGCUGUUGCUCUUCUCAGGCAGAGUUUCUGAUUUGGGAUACAGCUGGAAAUAUGAAACGUUGCCAUCUAACAUCGGGACAGCAGAGACAAUUAAGAGACAUGAGCACAGACGCCAAUAGCGCUGGACGGAAGACCCUAACAGAGGUCUUUUUCAUCUUCUUGGGUCUACUGUGGUUUUGUUUACUUUAG